Molecule: messenger RNA, 540 nt
Organism: Laccaria bicolor S238N-H82
Lineage: Eukaryota; Fungi; Basidiomycota; Agaricomycetes; Agaricales; Hydnangiaceae
Exons: 3
Coding region: 1-540 (179 amino acids)
Source: RefSeq, a predicted model, not a curated record
AUGUCCGAGCUCACCGAGUACAUUUUCCGGCAGCCGCUCUCUCGCGAGCUUUCGUUCUUAGGGUUAGCCCGAUCUCCCACUACUUUUGAAAAAGACCGUUCCUUCAACCCUGUCCGUUGUCAGAUGCCCAUUGUCCGAAGCACCGCUACUAAUGACACAGCCGUCGUUCGGACACACGCACACACUCAGAUACCCAUCGUUCUUCUCUCUCGGGAACGUAUAUCCAUCCAAACAGCACCAACCCACCAACACCUCAACCAAAGCGGGCUCGAACUACAGCACCACAUUGCAUUGCGGCGCCAACGACGCGUACAUCAACUCCUCACCCUCCUCUCCCUUCUAAUCCUCUUGCUCCAGUCGAGGACAACACCACCGAAACCUCGCCUGCCCAGCACGAGAUUAUGUUUUUUUUUUGCCAUUAAACCCGACCCGAAAGCCUACCGUGCACUGGUCGCGCUAAGAAGUCUGGCCAAAGUGGACCCCCAUGGUCUCAGCCCUAGGACGACUGAUGUUGGGAUGGAGUGGGAGGCUUUGAGAUGA